CACCCAUGGCCUGCAGGUUCUCCUCACCCUGUCAGCUGAGCAGCGACCAUGUUACAAAUAAAAAACCGUAUCAAAUACAGCGGGCCGGGGGUCGCCGCCGCCAGGCUGCUGUCCUCCGGUCCCCCCAAGAACCCGGUGGUGUUCCUGGACAUCGAGGCGGACGGUGAGCCUCUGGGAAGGAUCACUAUUGAGCUGAAUGCAGAUGUGGUGCCAAAGACUGCAGCAAACUUCAGGGCCCUGUGCACCGGUGAAGCUGGCUUUGGGUUCAAGGGCUCUGUGUUUCACAGGAUCAUACCUGAGUUCAUGUGUCAGGGGGGAGACUUCACCCACCACAACGGCACAGGAGGAAAGUCUAUAUACGGGAAGACAUUCAAUGAUGAAAACUUUAAAUUAAAACACACUGGUCCAGGAACACUCUCAAUGGCAAAUUCAGGUCCGAACACCAACGGCUCCCAGUUCUUCAUCUGUACGACGAAAACUGAAUGGCUUGAUGGUAAACACGUUGUGUUCGGUCAGGUGAAGGAAGGUAUGGACGUGGUCACCAAGAUGGAAUCCUUUGGUUUGCAUGACGGUGGUGUGAUUAAGAAAAUUGUCAUCACUGACUGUGGUGAGACUAAAUAACACUCAGGGUGACACAUGGACUUCUGUCGGAUGACUCGGCACGCAACACUUUGGUGUCUAUCUUUUAUCCUGAGUUAGUGACACUUUCAGGGAGGGACUGUCUCGGGUGAUUCUCUUCUUCCCUCUGAUAUUUCUACUGUUGAUAUGAUUUUCGAAGAGAUGUUGCUUUUCUAAAUCUGAACAUGAGCCAUCUCCUUUGUGUACAAGCACUAAGGUACCCACUAUGUAAAAUAUUCUUAUGGAGCAAUUACUUUCCAUUUACAGCCAAAUAAAAUGACUGUUUUCAGAUUUUACUA
Messenger RNA from Epinephelus lanceolatus (giant grouper), 917 nucleotides. It is a transcript of the gene ppifa, whose product is annotated as peptidylprolyl isomerase Fa. Gene Ontology annotation, biological process: protein folding; protein peptidyl-prolyl isomerization. Gene Ontology annotation, cellular component: cytoplasm; mitochondrion. Lineage: Eukaryota; Metazoa; Chordata; Actinopteri; Perciformes; Serranidae. Gene Ontology annotation, molecular function: peptidyl-prolyl cis-trans isomerase activity; cyclosporin A binding. The record is from RefSeq and is a predicted model, not a curated record.